Messenger RNA from Naumovozyma dairenensis CBS 421, 3780 nucleotides. RefSeq names its product Nup133p (gene NUP133). Gene Ontology annotation, biological process: protein import into nucleus; poly(A)+ mRNA export from nucleus; transcription-dependent tethering of RNA polymerase II gene DNA at nuclear periphery. Lineage: Eukaryota; Fungi; Ascomycota; Saccharomycetes; Saccharomycetales; Saccharomycetaceae. The transcript has a single exon. Bases 1 to 3780 code for a protein of 1259 amino acids. Gene Ontology annotation, molecular function: structural constituent of nuclear pore. The record is from RefSeq and is a predicted model, not a curated record. Gene Ontology annotation, cellular component: nuclear pore outer ring.
AUGUCUUCUCAACCAUUCUUCCAAUUGAGACCGGAAUUACAAUUGCAAGAACGGGAUUCUCAAGCUGGUACUUCCUUCACAGAUGACAUUGAGAUUGUCUCGUCAGCAUCUGCAUCUGCAUCCGCAUCCACCUCAGCCUCAGCCUCAGCCUCUCAAGAACCAUACACAGGAUUACCACAGCAGGAUAUUGUUGCUUCUAAGCAUGGUGCAGCUACUCUUACUCUUACUCUUACUGAAAAUGAAAGAUAUUUGGUUGAAAGAUUACCUGUACCAAAUAUAUUCGAUCAAAUAGAUCAACAGCAACAGCAAUCUCCUUCCAUGGUAAAUGCCACCAUCGAUACACAAACAUCCCCGGGUUCUAACAAGGUUUUAAUAAACGAUAAUAAAACCCUUUUUAUAUGGACUUUACCAUCAAAUCAUCAACAACAGUCAUAUGCUAACGGAUUUUCAUCAGAUGAGGAAAACAACCACAUAACGAAAAUUUCCUUACAUGAUAAUUAUGAUGAUACAACAACUAAUAAUGUCGAUCAACAAACAGACAAUUGUUUUCCAAUAUGUCAAUUGACAUGGCCUAUAACCAUUGAUCCAUCGACACAAUCUUUCGUAAAUAAUAACGAUAUUAACUCGGGAAUACUCAUCUAUUAUCCUUCCAAUGAUAUAUUAACAUAUUAUCAAGAUAUUGAAUCAAUUGAUAACUUGAAAUUAUCAAAUAACUUGAAAUCAUCUUUAUCAUUAUAUCAGUCUAUCAAAUUGGGAUUAAAUAAAUCAGAAAAUGAAAAAAUAAAAUUGAUCUUAAAUACUGAACCUUCAGGUAUAAUCAUAUCCACUUCUUUAAAUAAUGUUUUCUUCAUCACUUUAAGAGAUUCAAUGGGUAAAUCAAAUUUGAAAAUAAAACAAAAAUUAUAUCAUCAAAAUUUUCGUAGUAAGACAAAUUUUAUUCUAUCUCAUAUCUUACCAAAAUCUCUCUUAAAUUUUUCAUUGAAUAGAAAUUUGACAAAUAAUAUAGUCUCUUUGAAAAAUGGUCCAAUAUUAGGUAGAGGUGAAAGAUUAUUCUAUAUGACUACUUCAAUGGGCCACUUCCAAUCAUGGAAAUUACAAAAUAGUUUAUCAUUACACUCAAUCAAAAUUGUCGAUGUAAAUAUUUAUGAUGAUAUUUUAAAUUCAUUGCAAGAUUUAUAUCCAUUCGCUAACGGAACUUUAAGAAUUUUAGAUUCUCAUCCAAUUAACAUCACGAGUGAUGACAAUAACACCAAUACAAUGGUUCAAAUGUUAUUAUCGUCUAUCUAUAACUAUGAAACAAAUGAAACCUAUUAUAUCUUAUCCACCAUUAUUAUCAACAUAAUUACAAAUGAAGUAACGAUUUUUUCCACUUAUAGAUUAAACACUUAUACUUCAACAUUAUCAGAAGAUUUCAAAUAUAAAUUUCCCAAAAAUAUAUAUUCCAACCAAAAUGAAACCGCAAAUAAUAAUAAUAAUAAUAAUAAUAAUAAUAAUGUCAUAUCUAUCAUGAUAUCUUUCCCAAAUGCUAUAGUAUUAACACAAAUAAGUUCAAAAUUAGAUCCAUCAUUCACUUUGAAAAGAAAAUGGGAAGAUAUAAUUAGUUUAAAUGAUCAAAAUAUUAAUAUCUGGGGGGUCCCAUCUUUGGAUAAUAAUGGGAAAGAUUUAUACGUUUUAACUAAGAAAUUCGGUAUCAUUAAAAUUCAUUUGAAAGAAGAAAAUAUAGAAGCAAUAAAUGAUAAUAUUAGCUUUAUUAAGUCACAUAUUGAUCAAGCUAUUUAUUUCACGAAUUCAAAUUCAAUUGAUACAAUUCAAUUCAAUUUACCAAAUGAUAUAACUAUUAACACCUCUAAAGAUAAUAUUGAAUCAAUUGAAUCAGAUUUGUUAACUUCAAUGAAUGAAAUCUUAUUCCCUCAAGAUAACAAAUUUAUACCAACGUCGUCAUCAUCAUCUUAUUCGUCGCUUGACACUCAACAACAAGAUAAUAAUAAUAAUAAUAAUAAUAGAUUCUUAUUAUUAAAUCUGCAAAUAAGAUUGAAUUAUUAUAAAAAUUUAUUAGACUUUACACAAAUUAACUUUAAUGAUAAAAUUUCCCAAAAGGUUAAAUUUACACUAAUAUCAAAUUACGAAACUUUAAAUUGUUCUCUUCAUUUAAUGAAAUUCUUAUAUCAAGAUGACAAGAAUAGAAAAUACCUUCAACAACAAUGGAUCAAAUAUUUAAACUCACAAAAUGAAAAUGAAUACAAUUUAUUAAUAAAUAAAAUAGAUCAAUUCCCAAAAAUUUUCAUUAAUUUUAUCUACGCUUUACUUUUCGCCACUCAACAAGUACAACAAAAGCAAGAACAAAAUUUCAUGAAUAAUUCAAGUAUCGCUAAUCUUCUAAUCACCACCAUUUAUCAUUCAGUAUUAGAAGAAGGAGAGAAUGAAGUUAAAUUAACUCAAUUUAAUAUGGAUUCUAAUAAUGACCAAUCAAUAUUACCAUUACCAUGGUUCAUUAAUAUCAAAUUAUUGAAAAGUAUUAAUGAAAUCUUGUUCAACUUGAAAUUUUCAUACGAUGCUGAAUAUACAGACCUACAGCAAGAACAACAACAACAAGAAGAAAAUUUGAAAGAUUUGAGUUUAUCCUUAGUGAAAACGUUAUAUUAUACAUUUAAUAAAUUGAAAAAUUGGGUAAUGAUUGAUCCAACAGAAAGAAUAACUUUAGAAAAGGUAUUCGAAUUAAAUGAAAUAUAUUCCUCUAAUCAUUUAAACUGGAAUCAUAUCCUUUGUCAAUUGAACGAAAAUAUUGAAUCACUAAAGAUUACUGAAUAUUAUACAGAUUUAGAAUCAUUAAUUGAAACUUUAUCAUCAUCAAAGACCAAAAUUUUAGACAUCGAUCAGUUGUAUAUGAAAUAUUUGACUAAAUUCGCAUACCCAUUCGCUAAGACUUUAUUUUUAUAUUUAAUUAAUAAUAGAGAAUUGGAAACAUUAUAUAGUUCUCCAUUAACUAACACACACACAGAGGAAGCUCAAUUGUUCUUGACUUCUUAUAAAGAUUACCUACAACAAUUUUUCUACCAGAUGAAAAAGGAUAACAAGUUUGGUAACGUUUCAUGGAUUCAUGAUGUAUUAACUAAUAAUUAUAAGGAUGCUAUGGUUACUUUGAAUACCAUUUCUAAACCAAAUGAAUUACUAGACACUAAUACGUUACAUUUAAACAUUGCUAAAUUAAGUGGGAUGGUAGAUGCUUCAAACGAUGAUUCAAUUGAAAUUGAUGAACUGAAUUAUAAUAAUAAUAAUAAUAAUAAUAAUAAUAACAAUCAUGUACACAAUGAAAAUAUGGAAACUUUAAAUGAAAUACAAAAUAAAUUGGAUUUAAUUGAUGGUAUGAAAGAUAUAAUAGAUGGUAUAAAGACAAAUCGUUAUAAAUUAAACGAUAAAUUCAUUAAUACUGAAUUAAAUAAACCAUACUUCCAAAAAUUACUCUCAAUUUUACAAAAUGACAAUAAGACAAUUGAAUUCAACGAAUUAAUUGAAAUGUACAGUAUGUUAAAUAGUUGGCAAUCAAUUUAUUUCGGAAUGAGAUUAUUGGCUUUCAGUUCUGCUGUUUAUUAUGUCGAUUUUGAAAGUAAAACAAUCUUAGAAUCCAUGCUUUGGAGAAGAUGUAUCUUAUUAAAUUCAGUAGAUGAGUUCAUACAAAGUGAAGAAAAAGGAAUUUUGAUAAUAUCGCCAUUUAUCAUUUAUUACAAAAAUAUUUUGAAGAUGAAUUAUAUUAUAAUAAAAAUAUCAAUCCACCACAUUUAA